AAUAACAUAUAGUACUCUUUUCUUUUAAUAUACACGAUAGAACAAAUAAAGAAAAAGAAGAAGAAAAUGGUAGAAUGAACAACCUCUAUUUCUACUAAAAAAUAAUAUUAAAUCAUCAUCACAGAUUCACAGGUGUACUCAGUUGUUGUAUGCUCCGCCGUAAGACGCGGUUGUUUCGUCCAUGAGAGAGAAGAAAGGCUCCAAGCCUUCAACCUCUCCCUGUGCCCUUCUCAGAGACGCAUACCACAAUUGCUUCCACAGGUGGUAUACGGAGAAGUUCGUCAAGGGUCAGUAUGACAAAGAAGAAUGCGUCUCUGAGUGGCAAAAUUACAGAGCUUGCCUUUCUGAGCAUUUAGAAGAUAAACGUAUGAUUCGUAUAUUGGAAGGUGAAAAGGUUGUUCAAGAUAGUGCUGUUGCGCCUCAGUAACUUGGAAGAUAAGCAGCAUAUCACAUGUUUGAUGUAAUGACACAAAGAAAAUUGUUCUAUUUUCACUCAUCAAUUUUGUAGUAUUUAUAAUUUGUAACAUUGUUUUGUUUAAAUUAUAGAUCCUUUCUCAAAUUCAGUUACUUGUAAAAUUGAUUUUCCAAUACAUAUUUUAAGCAGUUGUUUGAAAAA
Messenger RNA from Vicia villosa (hairy vetch), 616 nucleotides. RefSeq lists its product as uncharacterized. The record is from RefSeq and is a predicted model, not a curated record. NCBI's taxonomy places the organism in Eukaryota, Viridiplantae, Streptophyta, Magnoliopsida, Fabales, Fabaceae. Bases 182 to 427 code for a protein of 81 amino acids. The transcript is spliced from 3 exons.